ACCAUAAAGGCCCCACUCAUCACAUGUAGAUCUAACAUCAGCCACGCCAGGGGACUUCAGAAUGGGCAGUGCUCUACCUAAUGAGGGAAGGGUGCUAUAUAAAAAGCACAUUCUGCCCCGCUUGCAGUGUGACCGGAGUUUAAUGCGUCGUCUGUUCAGAGAGUGAAACUGAACCCUGUUGGUUCUGCAGGUCACAGAGCAGGAGAGAAGGAGUGCAAGUAUUAUAUAUGCCGAUUUGGAUCAUCAUAUUCAUUCAGGUUGAAGUUAUAUCCAGUUGUUCUGGACAGAAUUUCAGAGUAUGUCCCAACGGAAAUGAAACUUUUAACAUCCUCAGCUUCUUCUUAAAUGCUUUUUCAAGAGAGUCUCUGCCAUUCAGGAAUAAUGCUUCUUGUGGCUUCUGUUAGGUGAGACUUGUGAAUAUUUAACAAUGGUUGAAUUUUCUUCAAACUCAACAGACAUUCUGACCCUGCAAGGCUUUGACCUACCUCCUCAAGGGGUGUACGCUGCAUUUCUUUUUGCCACGCUGAGUUACCUUGUAAUUCUCUUCUGUAACCUUUUCCUGAUGGCCACCAUUAUCAUGAAUAAGAGCCUCCACCAGCCCAUGUACAUCCUGCUCUUUAACCUGCCCAUCAAUGACCUCAUCGGCUCCUCAGCCCUCUUCCUACGGCUCAUCAAAGAUAUCCUGCUGGACUCCAGGUACAUCGAGGCCUCCAACUGCAUCGCUCAGGCGUUCUUCGUCCACAUGUAUGCGGUGGGCUCAGUUUUGAUCCUCACCAUCAUGUCGUACGACAGGUACAUCGCCAUAUGCAACCCGCUGCGCUACAGCGCCGUCAUGACAAACUCGCACGUCCUGAAAAUAAUCGUGAUAGUGUGGCUGGUGGACCUCUUUUUGGUAGGCGUGCUCAUCUCCCUCCUGCUCAGGUUGCCUCGAUGCAGGUCUCUCCUGACGAACCCUUACUGCGACAACCCGUCUCUGCUCACGCUGGUCUGCGCAGACGCCACCAUCAACAACAUUUACGGACUGUUCAUCACCGCCAGCAUGCAAGUGUUCGCCGUGGGUAUGAUUCUCUACACCUACCUGCAGAUUUUGCUUGCGUGCUUUAAAAGCAAACGCUCUGACACAAAGAGCAAAGCUCUGCAGACCUGUGCAACUCAUUUAACCGUCUUUCUGAUUUUGGAGUGUUUAGGACUUUUCACAAUUAUCUCAUAUCGCAUAAAGCAGCUCUCUCCUCACUUAAGGAGGAUGAUCGGAGUUUCCACCUUGAUAUUUCCCCCUACUCUCAACCCAAUAAUAUACGGCCUUAAAACCAAAGAAAUCCGACAGAGAAUGAUGUACUUAUUGUGCCGAAGGGUGUAUCCAUCUUAAUUAUUUAAUAUGAAAAACACAACUUUUACCUGUAGUGUGCUUGCAUGCUCAAGCAGAACAUGACUAGGACUGUAUUUUUUGUAAUUUUAAGCUAAAAUGAUAUUUUGUGCUCUGAAACCAUUCCUUCAUGCACAAGCUAUUGGGGUCAUGUGGUAGGUCCCUGUUACUCAAAUGACGGUUCUCAGGGGCCAAAAACUGCUGGUCCCCCCCUUUUUUA
Messenger RNA from Anguilla rostrata (American eel), 1583 nucleotides. RefSeq names its product olfactory receptor 52B2-like. The record is from RefSeq and is a predicted model, not a curated record. Gene Ontology annotation, molecular function: odorant binding; olfactory receptor activity; G protein-coupled receptor activity. Gene Ontology annotation, biological process: G protein-coupled receptor signaling pathway; detection of chemical stimulus involved in sensory perception of smell. The coding region runs from base 428 to 1366 and encodes 312 amino acids. Gene Ontology annotation, cellular component: membrane. NCBI's taxonomy places the organism in Eukaryota, Metazoa, Chordata, Actinopteri, Anguilliformes, Anguillidae. The transcript has a single exon.